Molecule: messenger RNA, 3089 nt
Organism: Opisthorchis viverrini
Lineage: Eukaryota; Metazoa; Platyhelminthes; Trematoda; Opisthorchiida; Opisthorchiidae
Exons: 17
Coding region: 171-3089 (972 amino acids)
Biological process (GO): spliceosomal complex assembly; mRNA splicing, via spliceosome
Cellular component (GO): post-mRNA release spliceosomal complex; Prp19 complex; U2-type catalytic step 2 spliceosome
Molecular function (GO): protein binding
Source: RefSeq, a predicted model, not a curated record
ACUUUAGGAUUCCCGCUGUGCCCCCUCUAGAUUUCUGAGGCGAUACUGCCAGGAAGUGUUACUAUGAUAAGUGGAUAUUUAAGGUACAAUAUUCAUUUCAUUUUUAAAAAUUCUUUCUCGUUCUCGAAACCAGAGCUGCUCUAGAACCUUUGUCGCGUGCUCAUGCGCUCAUGCCCAGUUCACCGGAAGCUGCCUAUGAAUUAUCGCUCGCUCUCUGUCAAGACUAUCAGUUGGUAAAAAACAAAAUGCCAGCUGCCAUUCAAAUCACAGCUGAACAAUUGCUUCGUGAAGCAAAGGAAAGAGAACUUGAAGUAACACCAAAGGCGCCCCAACAGAAAAUCACAAGUCUUUCAGAGCUCAGAGAUUUUCAACUGCGCAAACGAAAGGACUAUGAAGACAAUAUUCGGAAAAACAGACUGGCAAUGCAGAAUUGGAUUAAGUAUGCGAAAUUCGAGGAGAGCCAAGGCGAAAUUCAACGGUGUGGCAAGGCCUAUCGCCUUCUAGGCGAUCACCACCUCGCCCGUGUACACCUCGAACUUGGUGUCCAGUGUGCUCGUCAAGCGUUGGGAUCGAAGCAAAUUAGAAAGGAUUUACUGAUUUUUGCUCUGAAAGAACUCAUUGAAUUCAAGUUAGUCCUUGGUUAUUCCUACAUUCGUGAAGGCCUUCGAGGCAGAGCGAUCGAUGAGUUUGAAUCUUUACUCCAGUACAUAAAUGAGGUAUUUGAGCUGUCAUCCUUGGGUCAUCCAACACCGGUUUGGGCUUAUCACUACUUGGGGUCGGCCUUCAGCCUGUUUGCACCUGUGAACGACUCUGAGCUGCGCUUGAAAGUCCCUGUCCGGUUUUUAUCCGUGCUGCGCUUCACUGAGGGACAGGAGUUUAUUGAUUUGGACGGGGGAACAAUGGAUUUGUCUGCUGGAUUCAUACUCGCGGGCAUUUACUUUGCUGGCGCAUUCAAACGUUGGUCAGAAAUCAAAACUAGCCCCUGUCCGCUUCCUGACGCCACGCCAACCGAAUCUCAUGCUGUCAGCCGAGGUUGCUUUUUGAUUACGCUUGGUCUCCAUUGCCUCAGUCAUGCCACUUACUUGCGUAAAUCUCGUUUAUCAAAGUCCUCAUCUGGAUUGACGUUGGAUACACUGCUGCAACUUUCCGAAAGUUCUCUGAAGCAAGCUCUGAACGUUCUGGACACAUCCGCUGCGCUUGACCAACGGUUCCUGGAUGCACAAGAUGCUGACGAAGAUAUAUCAGAAGUAAUUAAAAUUUCUCGAAUGGACACAACCGAGGAACAACGAGUACGUGACAGACUAUCAAUCAAUGGGGUUCUACGAUCAAAGGCUUGGUAUGGACUGGCAAUGUUGCAUUCCGUCGUGGGUGGCGAUUUCGAUGCUCAAAUUGAUUACUGUCUAUGUCAGGCUCUGUUGGCCAGUCCUACCAUAACUGAAGGUGGUACCAGCCUUGCGUUAAGGUUGUUGCAUCAAGGACGAUCUCAGUUUGCCACUUCACUACUUGCGCAUUUUCAAGCCGCUGAUCCUGACAACUUCGCUGUGUGGCUUGCAUCCGCUCACCUGCAUGCCCUCACCGAAGCCCCGGAAACCAGACCAAUCACACAUGCCGAAUCCGACUCCUCCGUUCAAAUCAAUCAUGCAGUUUUGCAGGAUCUCCUACAAGCUGCCUGUUUGGAAGCUAACGUUCAAGUGUCCUUGCAGUUAUCGGCCAAUCUUUUGCCACUGCUGGUCGACAGUGUGUGCAGCGCUCACAACCGGAGAAAUUUGGCAGCAUCAACUCAUUUACAAAAGUCUCGGGCUUUCUUGCGCUUGGCUGUCGAGGUGACGACGGAAGCCCUGAGUCGUGCACUGGCGUAUGAGCCCCAGAAUGCACGUCUGUGGCACCAUCGUGGUCUGUUCUUGCAACUCGCGGGCCUAUCCAAACCGGCAGAAUACUGUUUUCAAAAAACCAAUCCGGAUUGGUCUGUCGCUGAUUUGUUGCUUUCUUUGUCUGGGGAAUACAGUCCUUGCGUUUGUGCUUCUUUGGCCGAAGCGUUUGCCAAAGGCAUCAUAUUUCUGCAUCAUCCAAGCCUUUCACAUCAGUUCGAUAUGGCUUUCAAAUGCUUGGUUGAUGAACCAUCACGAUUGGCAUCUCAGGGCUGUUCAGCUGCACUGUCCAGCUUGAAUGUAUUUCCUCAUGUCGGAAAGUGGCUACUUAUCCUCAGUUGUCUUGACCGUCCGGAUGAGACUAGUCUUCGAUGCUCUGCAUCCCUCCUAACCGAGCUGCUCUCGACUCCUUCCGUUACCUUUUCACCUUUACAUCCGCACUUGGUUCAGUUGUUGAGUUCUGCUGGAGUGAGUCUCAUGCACCUGUUCUCUCCACAGGACACCACUCUUUUCAAUUUGAGCAAGGUUUGUCGGCUCCGUCAUCAAGAUUAUGAAGAUACUGUUGAAAAUCCCGUGGAGUCAAUGCACACUGGCCAUGUGCUUUAUGAGAAUGGACAUCUUGAUGCCAGUGAACGAGCUGUAUGGAUUAUGAAUGAUGCCAUGCUGUCCACAUAUGUGUCGGGUUCCCGCGUGUCUUCCGGAUUGGCUUAUAUUUCUCGGUUUGUGGCUAGACGUCCCGAUGACCCGGUUCGAUGGAACGCGCUGGCCCACUGGGCGCUGGAACGAUGUCGGUCUAUGGUCGAACCUCCCGCCGACCAGGAACUUCGAGAGAAAAAGAGACUGAAAAGUGCGAAGUCAAAACGCUUCAGCUUUGAGUGGUCCGUAUUAUUUCAAGCUAUUGCAACCAGCUUGCGAUUGCAAUCCGAAAUACCGAUGGAUGCUCCUGGGGGGACAAUGCAUAUGGGCGAGUUGAAUGUAAACAUUGAUCGCCUGUCGGAAGUAAUAAGGGAACAAACAGAAGGUUGCGGCAUGUCGAUUGUUAUUCAUAUCUCCAAAAAGGUUCUGCGGGCGCUGUGUGGAAACUACCGUGGCAUCAGUCUGGUAGCUGUGAUAUCGGAGGUACUCUCCGGUGGAAUCCUCCAAAGGUUGACUGAACAAGGGGACAGCUAUGAAUACUUGACUCUCUUAAGGCACUAUAUUCCAACUCCCGCGGACGUAUGA